ACGCGACGUUUAGUGUAAGAAAGAACAGUAUAAAAUAGAGAUGAACAUCGUAUUCUCAGUUUCACUUACAAAAAUGAAGUCCGCAGUUCUGUUGAUAGUAAUCGGUGCUACACUGUGUCUCAGCCAGGAAAUUCGUAGAGAUAAACAGUAUCCGCCUGCAGAAUUCUUGAAAGCGUUGCAACCGAUACAUGAUGUUUGUGUAGCUAAACAUGGCGUUACCGAUGCGGCCAUUCAGCAGUUUAGUGAUGGCGAAAUCCACGAGGAUGAGGCAAUGAAAUGCUACAUGAAUUGUUUGUUCCACGAAGCGAGAGUGGUUGAUGAAAACGGGGAAGUUCAUUUAGAAAUGGUCCAUGAAUUGUUACCAGAAUCGAUGAAAGAUAUUGCCCUGAAUAUGGGUAAAAAGUGUCUAUAUCCGAAAGGCGAAACACAGUGCGAUCGGGCCUUUUGGCUGCACAGUUGUUGGAAAAAGGCCGAUCCCAAGCAUUACUUCUUGCCGGGACAACAUGUUUGGUAUCUCCUUGAAUAAGUUGGGAAUUAAUCAAAUUUGAGUAAACAUCUAGGCGUGUUAAAUGUUAAAAUUGAACUAUAUUCGUAAUUUCAAUAUUGAGAACUUUUCAGCACAUCAAAAUUAAUUGAUUGGAUGAAAUAAAAAUGAAAUUUCUUGAAA
This is a messenger RNA of Bradysia coprophila, 667 nucleotides long. RefSeq names its product general odorant-binding protein 83a-like. The record is from RefSeq and is a predicted model, not a curated record. Gene Ontology annotation, molecular function: odorant binding. Gene Ontology annotation, biological process: sensory perception of smell. Lineage: Eukaryota; Metazoa; Arthropoda; Insecta; Diptera; Sciaridae.